This is a messenger RNA of Eremothecium gossypii ATCC 10895, 252 nucleotides long. RefSeq names its product Yos1p (gene YOS1). Gene Ontology annotation, biological process: endoplasmic reticulum to Golgi vesicle-mediated transport. Bases 1 to 252 code for a protein of 83 amino acids. The record is from RefSeq and is marked provisional. NCBI's taxonomy places the organism in Eukaryota, Fungi, Ascomycota, Saccharomycetes, Saccharomycetales, Saccharomycetaceae. The transcript has 2 exons. Gene Ontology annotation, cellular component: Golgi membrane; COPII-coated ER to Golgi transport vesicle; endoplasmic reticulum membrane.
AUGAUAUUUGGCCUGGGAAAGCUAUUCUACGUUAUUCUGCUGCUCGUCAAUGCAGUUGCAGUCCUGAGCGAGGAGCGUUUCCUAAGGAGAAUUGGGUUAGGAUCCAAGUCCAAUCAGCCGGUUUUUGGCCAGGCGGAGAACUCUACGAAGUCGAAACUAGUACAUCUAAUCAGUGCUGUCCAAACGCUGCUAAGGAUACCGUUGAUCGGCAUUAACAUCCUUGUGAUUCUGUAUGAACUAGUCCUAGGUUAG